GUUCCAAUAAGGAAUUAGUCAGUGGUCGGGUUGCUCUGAUCCGGCUGGUGGUCGCUGGCGAAAGGCUUGAGUCCGGACUCCAAGUACAGGUCCCGGGAUCUUUCAGGCCAGGAUGGCUAAUAAAAAGUGCGCUCGAUGUCAAAAGACAGUCUAUCCGAUCGAGGAGCUCAAAUGUCUCGACAAGAUUUGGCACAAGCAGUGCUUCAAGUGCCAAGAGUGCGGUAUGGUCUUGAGCAUGAACACCUAUAAAGGCCUGAACAGACUGCCCUACUGUAACGCUCACGUACCCCACGCCACGUAUACCACCGUUCUUGACACGCCGGAAGCGAGGCGGCUGGCUGAGAACACUAAAUUGCAAAGUAACAUCAGGUAUCAUGAAGAUUACGAGAAGUCGAAGGGACGAGUCUCAAACUCACUGACGAACGAUCAAGACUUCCGGAAGCAGCUCGACAAUAGCAUCCUGAGCCUAUCGGAUCCCUUCGGCGACUCGGAGAAAUUCCGCACAGCCCCGUCAGAAAACGUUGAGAGUUUCUACGAGCCCCUCAGUGGUCGUGGCGGUCUGAAGCUCUACGAUCUAUAUGGAAAACAAAAUACGCCGUCGAUUCCGAAGUACCAGACCGACGACAGUGUCCUCUCUUUCGGACCGAAAUUCAACGCAAGUUCUCUGGGCGAUUAUGAAAUAUACAGUCCGAUGGACACGCUGCGCCGGACGAAGUCUUGCAAAGCUCCCUCAAGAAACCUCAGCCAACAGCAGCAACCUCAGCAGAAUGGAUACGCUCCUCAGUAUCAACCCUCGCAAGUUUCACCUCAGUACCAAUCCUUCAACGAGUCCCCCUCGCGUGCGCCAAUGCAACGGCAAUCCUCGCAAAAUAAUAUGCAAGACGCUCAAGCUUCUCAGCUCCCCUUCGAGGACGACUCCAUGCCGAAACCUGGCCAGAGUCAGUUCGCAGCUGCGCUGAACGCUUUGAAACGGAACGCUCCUCCGCAAUCUUUUGGUUUCGGCAACUCACAAGAUCCAUCGCAGAAACUGGAACAAGAGGCCUCUCAAUCGGUUCAGCAGCGGAGCUCGCCCCGUCCCCAACAACAGAAGCCCCUAAGCCCUGCGGUCCAGACGAGCCAACCGUCGAUAGAUCAGACUUUCUCUCAGCCGACCUUCAGCUCGACAGCAUUUCAGCAGAGACCUCAACACCAGAAUUAUUCCUACCAACAGCAGCAGCAACAACACGACCAACUCCUUCGGCAACAGCGACAGCGAGAGCAGCAGCAACAGCAACAACACCAACAGCAGCAACAGCGACAGAGAGAACAGCUGUUCGAUCAUCAGAGACAACAAGAGCAACUCCUCCAGCAGCAGAGACAACAGGAGCAACUCCUCCAGCAGCAGAGACAACAAGAGCAACUCCUCCAGCAGCAGAGACAACAGGAGCAACUCCUCCAGCAGCAGAGACAACAGGAGCAACUCCUCCAGCAGCAGCGCCUCCAGCAACAACAGCAAAAUCCACAUGCAUACUACCAGAGGCAAUCAUCUCAACAGCAUCAGCAACAGCAGACACGCGAGAGUCCGCAACAGUCCAUCUCAGCAACGAAGUUUCGGCCGUCGCCUCAACACGGCCUAUGCUACAUAGCUCUGUACGACUACAUGGCGGGAGACAUCGACGAAGUCACAUUUUGUGAAGGCGAUGUGAUCGUUAACGGCGAUCCGAUUGAGGGCGGUUGGAUGAUUGGCACCGUGCUCCGUAACGGCCAGCGAGGAAUGCUGCCCGCAAACUACGUCGAAACAGUCUAG
Galendromus occidentalis (western predatory mite) is the source of this 1786-nucleotide messenger RNA. RefSeq names its product LIM and SH3 domain protein Lasp. Gene Ontology annotation, molecular function: actin filament binding. The record is from RefSeq and is a predicted model, not a curated record. NCBI's taxonomy places the organism in Eukaryota, Metazoa, Arthropoda, Arachnida, Mesostigmata, Phytoseiidae. Bases 113 to 1786 code for a protein of 557 amino acids. Gene Ontology annotation, cellular component: focal adhesion. The transcript has 7 exons.